Ascochyta rabiei is the source of this 993-nucleotide messenger RNA. RefSeq lists its product as uncharacterized. The transcript is spliced from 2 exons. The record is from RefSeq and is a predicted model, not a curated record. Bases 1 to 993 code for a protein of 330 amino acids. NCBI's taxonomy places the organism in Eukaryota, Fungi, Ascomycota, Dothideomycetes, Pleosporales, Didymellaceae.
AUGCCCCACAAGCACAAGCGCAAGGCCGGCGAUGCGCCAGACUUCGACCUCCCACCCACAUCUCGUGCCGCUCCCCUCCCCGUCGGCAAAGGCAAGACUGCCCAUGUGAACGCAAAGUCCAAAAAGCCAAAGGUAGCUCACGUCGAGGGUUACGGCCAAGAUGACACGCCAAAGGCCUUCCAGCGGCUCAUGGCCUUUUCGCAAGGCGGCCCCAACAAGAAGCGCUCCGCUCUGGACGACGGAGUCGUCCUCUCCAAGAAGCAGAAGGCUGCCGCAAAACGCGCAGCCCAGCAGCCCGCGGCCGGACGCUCAGACGAUGAGUCCAAGCCCACCAUGACAAAGGCGAACGCUACCGCCGAAGCGAAACACAUCCCCAAGAUCCAGCCUGGCGAGUCCAUGGCCGAAUACAGCUUGCGCGUGGAUGCCGCUCUGCCGCUGACCGGCAUAUCCAAGUCUGGCAAGAAGAUCGCUGGCGCACCAGACCACCGUAUAACGAAACACGAAAAGCGGCUUAAGAAGCUGCAAGCCGGUUGGCGCGAAGAAGAAGCCCGCAUCCGCGACAAGGAAGCAGAAGAGGAGGAGCUGGCCGAGGAAGAGCGCGACGAACAGGCUCUGAUCUGGGAAGACAAGACCGACGACAUGGCGCCUGCUCUGAGGGCAAACGGCAAGAAGAGCAAGCCAUUGAAACGAAAGAAGGUCGUCGGUGAGGUCGACAAUCACAGCGAGGAUGAGUGGGAGGCAUUGGAGAAGAAACGUGAACAACGCAAAGGUCUGCACGAUGUGGUGCACGCGCCGCCCACCUUCUCCAAAGUACCCAGAGAGAUCUUCAAGGUAAAGAACGGAGCCAAGGUCAUCGUAAACAACAUCCCGAGCGCCGUCGGUAGUCUGAGAAAGAGGGAGGAACUGGGCGAAGAACGAAAGACCAUCAUCGAUACCUACCGUGAGCUGAUGGCUGCGAAGAAAGACGAGGGCCAUGCAAAGGCAAAGGCGUAG